ACAAACAACACAUGGAACACAACAUGUACACAAAACACAAAAAAAACACACAACAUAUACCGAACAUACACAAUUCACAACAUAUACAAAACAUGCACAAUACACAGCAUACGCACUUCAAACAUAAUAUGCAACACAAUUGUAGAAAAACAAAAUGCACACUAUACAGCAAACAUGAUAAACAGCACACACGAUAAUCACAAUACACAAAAUAUACAACACACAAUACACAAAAUAUACAACACACACUACACAAAAUGUACAACACAAAACACUCACAGUACACAAUGCACAUUAUACACAAUAAACAACACACCAAAUAUACAGCAAAUAAUAAUUACACCAUGCUCCAUAAACAACAGAAAAAACACAAAACAUUUGAUGCACAACAAACCUAUGACUAGAAAUCAUGUUUUUGAAAUUACUCACAUUACAGUUAUGUAAUCGCUCAAUGUUCCACGAUAUGCGCACGGUGUCUGCACGAUGUGCGCAUGAAGUUUGCACGAUGUGCGAUAUGUGCGAUACAGAUCGUGCAGGAAAAUGUGCGCACGAUGGGCGAUUGGAACGGUACAUGUGCGAUAGGUAUCGUCGUAGAUAUCAAAUGAGGAAUGCGUCAUCUAUUUUUUUAAACGUGUGGAACGAUUGUAAAAGAUAUGCAACGAUUUACAUUUUACGAGGCAGCUAAUUACCAUAUUUUUGUUUAAAUAUAUGUAAUAAUUGUUAGGAAUGAAAAUAAAAACAAAUGUAUAAUUAAAUAACUAAAUCAUUUUAAAGAACUUGAUAUAAUUUGCUCGGACGGCGUUGAGGACACAUCUAGGCCUAUGAAAGUCGACGAAAUGUGUAUUCGGCGAGAUUAUAUACGGUUAUUUCAUACAUGUAGAACUAAACAACAGAUAGAACGACUUAUUUUGAAUAGAACCAUUUCUUUUUUGUUUAAAAAUACAUAUCAUAUAUAAUUUAUGCAUUAAGUAAGAUAAAUUAUCGUAGUGGAGUCCGUCUACCAUUCUGCUACAUGUAUAUGUAGAUGUAUCACCAGGCCGUCGAAAACAUCACGAAUACUUGCGAGUCAAAAUGACGGUACUUAAAUGGCAAUAGUUAACAGAUCAUACAUGUUCCAUGAAUGAAAACAAUUGUUAUGCAGCACGUAUACAUAAUAGCGACCAUCUUAUAUCAUAAUUUCCAUUUUUUUAUGUUUUCGUAUAACUAGUUAUUUCGUAAUAUUUAUAAACCUAUCAUUAGCUGUGCGGUUUACAUCGCAUAGUUGCGCGGUUUGUAUCGCACAUCGCCAUUUGUGCGCUCGAUGUCUGCACAAUGUGCGCAGGAUGCUUUGGAACGUUGUGCAAUCACACAACUUACUGUCUUAACAUUGCGGUGCGGAAAUGUAUCCUAUUCAAUGAUCUAGUGAUCUGCUCUUUGUACAUAGUAUAUAGAUCUAAACAUACUAAAUGAGAAAAAAAUGUGUGAGAAACAAGUUUGGGUAAUUAACUAAUAGCUGCUGCGGUGUUGGUUACGUACACAUGUAGUUCACAGCUUCUGUACCGUAAUCAUAGACACGUGGGCGGAGCUUCCAAUGGAAGACCUGGCGUUGAUGGCAUAGAACACAACCUCCGUACCGUUACAAUAGACAACUGGGCGGGACUUCCAAUGGAAGACCUGGCGUUGAUGACAUAGGACACAACCUCUAUACCGUUAUGAUAGACACCUGGAUGGGACUGCCAAUGGAAGACCUGGCGUUGGGUACAUAGAGUAACAUAACCAUAGACCUGUAGGGGACACCUGAUGGAUGUGGUGGUGUUAGUGACGUUAUGGACGUUUCUCAUGCGAGAGGGAUUGUCUCUCUUCACAAAUCUGGUGAUAAGUCCAGGAAAACUGAACUGGAAAGCUGCCAAAGAAUAUUGUAAUGACAGGAAUGGCCGCCUUCUUGUUCUUAAUAGUCAGGAAAAGUGGGAUUACUUUACGGCUCACGACCAAUAUCAGGAACAUCAUCUGAACGAAGGGUUAUACUGGAUAGGCAUGAGAUUCAAUGACACUUUCGGGUGCGAAGGAGGAAGUUCAAGGUCAUGGGUCUAUAGUGGAUGGGGUAGGUGGAGUGCUCGUUAUCCAGAGCCUGAUGGUUGUCCUGAACAAUCGUGUGUUCUGUUAUGGGACAAUGAGAUGUUUACAACAUGGUGUUAUCGACUUCAUAAAGCUCUGUGUGAGACUAUAUUUUCUGGCACCACGAAAACUUCAAUUCACGCUACGACAUCCCGAUUGGAAGCAGCUGAUAACGCAUUCACGCAUUCAUCUACAUAUUUCAACAGAGCAGAACUUGCUGUGUCCACAGAAAGUUUUACGGCAUCCUCACCAAAAAGUGAUGGUGAAUCUUCGACUGUUUUCUCUACGACUCCAAGGACAGAAGGAGAAAGUAAGACUAUAUUUGAACCGACGACAUUUGAUCCGACGACAUCUGAUAUGACGACAUCUGAUCUGAAGACAUCUGAUAUGACGACAUCUGAUCUGAAGACAUCUGAUCUGACGACAUUUGAUCCGACGACAUCUGAUCCGACGACAUCUGAUCUGAAGACAUCUGAUCCGACGACAUCUGAUACGACGACAUCUGGUCCGACGACAUCUGAUCUGACGACAUUUGAUCCGACGACAUCUGGUCCGACGACAUCUGAUCUGACGACAUCUGAUCAGACGACAUCUGAUCUGACGACAUUUGAUCCGACGACAUCUGAUCCGACGACAUCUGAUCCGACGACAUCUGAUUUGACGACAUUUGAUCCGACGACAUAUGAUCCGACGACAUCUAAUACGAUGACAUCUAAUCCUACGACAUCUAAUCCGACGACAUAUGAUACGACGAGAUAUGAUACGACGACAUCUAAGACGACGACAUCUAAGACGACGACAUCUGAUCUGACGACAUCUGAUAUGACGACAUCUGAUAUGACGACAUCUGAUAUGACGACAUCUGAUCUGACGACAUCUGAUAUGACGACAUUUGCUCCGACGACAUCUGAUAUGACGGCAUAUGAUCUGACGACAUUUGAUCCGACGACAUACGUUCUGACAACAUCUGAUUCGACGACAUUUGAACCGACGACAUCUGAUACGACGACAUCUGAUCCGACGACAUCAGUUUCAACAUCUACUACGUCUCUGGUCAGUUCUGACGUAGAAAAUGACACAUGCAUCAAAUGUUGUCUCCUAAAAAAACAGACAAAACUUGCUAGAUACAAACUUGAAGGGAUUAUGCGUGUGUUAAGGAUUCAGUUGGCAGUAAACAAAACCAUGCUAUCCUCCCAAAGGCGAAAGCUCGUCAGCGUGUAUGACUCCCGGCCCAGUUGUGUAGCCAUGGGGGGCGUGGCCUGUAUCAUCCUGGCCGCGGUUGUCGGAGUGAUCGUUGUACCUGACGGUGUCAGUCUUGGUAGGCUAGUGUACAGACAGUUCAAACAACAACAUGAUACAUCAGUCAUAUAGUUUUGAAGAUUUGCAUUCAAAUCUUGAUUUUUCGUUCAUGUUCUGUUAUUUUUUUCUUUAUGGUAUUUGUAUACUCCAUUGUAUUUGAAUAUAUUGAACCGCAGUAUUUUGUUCCAUAUUAAGUAAGGAUUUAAGUCGAGUCAAAAAAAAUACAAAAUGCAAAAAAGAAACAACAGCAACUAUUAACUACUUUAGGAUGUAAAGAUGCGGAAAAAAGAAAUAAAUAAAUAGAAUGUCCAUGUACUAUAAAAUGUCAAUACUAACAUAUUUUGUGACGUCAUCGACUGAUUUACAGAGUUAUCAAAUAACUUUGCAAGGAUUGAUUAUGAUCAAGACAAUUAAGAGAUAAGACGUUA
Pecten maximus is the source of this 3821-nucleotide messenger RNA. RefSeq names its product cell wall protein DAN4-like. Bases 1780 to 3465 code for a protein of 561 amino acids. The record is from RefSeq and is a predicted model, not a curated record. The transcript has 4 exons. Lineage: Eukaryota; Metazoa; Mollusca; Bivalvia; Pectinida; Pectinidae.